Halteromyces radiatus is the source of this 1123-nucleotide messenger RNA. RefSeq lists its product as uncharacterized. The transcript is spliced from 2 exons. The coding region runs from base 8 to 1042 and encodes 344 amino acids. Lineage: Eukaryota; Fungi; Mucoromycota; Mucoromycetes; Mucorales; Cunninghamellaceae. The record is from RefSeq and is a predicted model, not a curated record.
AUAAAAUAUGUCGGAUACUGAAGCUAUAACCGAAGACGUAAAAAUAGAGAAUAAAGAGGACAUAACUCAAACUGAAAUAUCGUCAGAACCAUUAUCCGUCAUACAGCCAGUAUCCGUUGACCCAGCAACUUCAGAGUCGCAACAACAGCAACAAGAACCAUUAUCACCUUCUUGUCAAGAGGACCAGGAGCUUAUAGACAUCACCACUGUUAAGGCUGAAGACACCUAUAUAGACACCUCUAUUAUAUCCUCUGAUACUACCACUAACAAUGCUACUAUCACUCCCUCUUCUACUGCCACCAGUACCACUAAAAUCGCUGUUACUGCGCCAGAUACUUCCACUCCUAUUAUCACAACUACAACAACUACAACAAGUACCGCUAAUAUAGCAACUGAACUUCCUGAACCUUCUGAAGGUACCAAACAUUCACAACCAUCCACAACAGAAGUGCAUAAUCCUAUCACUUCAACAUCUUCAACUCAGAAUGACUCUCCAUUACCUGCUACUCAAGGGUCCACAACGAACAUAAAAACGCAAGAGAAUGUGCCGGUCACCUCCACUUCACCAACCACUGCAAAAUCCACCACUAAUUUCGAAGAAAUUCAAAACCAACUGAAGAAGACUCUUGAUCAUAUUGAACAACGAAACAUGGUGAGUGGAUUUCGUACCUUAAGUAAGGCAACAGGUGCUGUUGUUGAUCACUGUGAACAAUUAGGUCUUACUUCGGAUGAUCAUCCUUAUAAUGCAAUUGAUAGAGAACAAUUUUGGGCAGGUCUGAAUAAUUGUUGGUUAUAUGCUUUGGCGCAACGGCAUGAACCAAGUCAACCAGAGGAAAAGAUGACUGAUCAACAAUUACGUAGAUUACGAGAACACGUCGUGACAUGGGCUGAUAAAUUAGAACGAUAUGGAUUAGUAGAUUAUGAAAUGGGAUGGUGGGAAGCGGAUAUUCUGGCAGCCAUCGAUGCAAUAUUAGCAUCAUCACAAGCUGCAGUAGUUGCACAGGCGGCAAAUACUCUGUUUAGAGAAGAAACAUCAUCUUAACACUGUUUUUAAUAAAUAUAUAUAUAUAUAUAAGUAAAAAUAUACACAAAACGUAUAUGUAUAUAUAUCUUUUUGCAUUUU